AUGACAAUUGAAAAAUCUUUAAUAAUUAAUGUCUUUACUGGAGGUGCAGCUGGAUCAUGGAGAGAUCCAAAUGAUACAUCAAGAGAAUUUACAAGAAGUUUAGAUCAAUGGAUUAAAUUAGCUAAGACAGCAGAAAAAGGUAAAUUACAUUCAUUAUUCAUUGCUGAUCAUUUAAGUUUCUUUGAUACUUAUAAAGGACCAGGAAAUUAUGAAUUACCUGCAAAACUUGGUAAAUAUUCACCAAGAGUUGAUCCAUCAAUUCCCAUCACUGCAAUGGCCCAAGCUACGGAAGGAUUAGGUUUUGGUAUAAGUUUUAGUACUGUUGUGGAACAUCCAUAUCAUUUUGCAAGAAGAUUAGCUUCUCUGGAUUUAUUAACAAAUGGUAGAAUUGGUUGGAAUAUUGUUUCAAGUUAUUUAGAAAGUAUAGGCCCAAAUUUAUUAAAUGGUGAACCUUUCCCACAACAUGAUGAAAGAUAUGUUAAGACUGAAGAAUUUGUUGAUGUUGUUUUGAAAUUGCUAUUAUCAUCGUGGAGAGAUGAUGCAGUUAAAUAUGAUAUAGAACAAGGUAUAUUUGCAGAUCCAAAUUUACUUAGAAAGAUCAAUCAUAAGGGGAAAUAUUUCAGUGUUGAAGGACCUGGUAUCACAGAACCAACUCCACAAAGAUUUCCUUUGAUUAUUCAAGCGGGUACUUCAACUAAAGGGAAACAAUUGGCUGCUAGGUAUGCUGAGUUAGUAUUUGUUGAUGGUAGAUAUGGCGAAGCCCUAAAGAAUGAUAUUAAAGAUAUCAGAGCAUUAGCAGAGUCAUAUGGUAGAGAUCCAAAAUCUAUUAAAUUCGUUGUUGGAGCAAGUCCAAUUGUUGGUAAGACUCAUGAAGAAGCUUUGGGAAAAGUUGAAAGAUCAAAACAAUUUAGUUUACCAGAAUCUGCAGAAGUUGGUUUAAGUGCAGUUUCAGGAAUUGAUAUUAGUAAAUUUGAAGACGAUGAAGAAAUUGAUGUUGGUAAAUUAGCAAAUGGAUUAACUACAUUAACAACAAAUAUUAGUAAAAAAAUAAAGACACAUAAACCAACAAAAAGACAAUUGUUAGAAAAUUAUACCUUGGGUAAUAGUAGUUUUAUUGGAACUCCAUCAGAAAUUGCAGAUGAAUUUGAAAAAUGGGUUGAAGAAUUUGAUAUUGAUGGGUUUAAUUUUUGGCCAACUUCAUUCCCUGAUGAUUUAGAAUCAGUUGUUGACUUGUUAAUACCAGAAUUACAAACUAGAGGAAUUUUCCAUAAAGAUUAUACAUCAACUACUUUAAGAGAAAAUGUAAACCAAACGAAGGGCCAAACAUUUGUAGGUAAUGACCAUCCAGCUUAUAAAUUUAGAUGGCAAGCUGAUAAGACAAAAGAAGAAUUUGAAGCUAGUCUUUGA
Hansenula ciferrii is the source of this 1407-nucleotide messenger RNA. RefSeq names its product putative monooxygenase. The transcript has a single exon. Gene Ontology annotation, molecular function: oxidoreductase activity, acting on paired donors, with incorporation or reduction of molecular oxygen; monooxygenase activity. Lineage: Eukaryota; Fungi; Ascomycota; Saccharomycetes; Phaffomycetales; Wickerhamomycetaceae. The coding region runs from base 1 to 1407 and encodes 468 amino acids. The record is from RefSeq and is a predicted model, not a curated record.